Molecule: messenger RNA, 3339 nt
Organism: Diprion similis
Lineage: Eukaryota; Metazoa; Arthropoda; Insecta; Hymenoptera; Diprionidae
Product: glutamate receptor ionotropic, kainate 2-like
Exons: 17
Coding region: 183-2891 (902 amino acids)
Biological process (GO): modulation of chemical synaptic transmission; synaptic transmission, glutamatergic; monoatomic ion transport
Cellular component (GO): plasma membrane; postsynaptic membrane
Molecular function (GO): transmitter-gated monoatomic ion channel activity involved in regulation of postsynaptic membrane potential; glutamate-gated receptor activity
Source: RefSeq, a predicted model, not a curated record
CCUCGAAGCGCGCGGAGCCAUCGUCUAGAUCCAUUUUGCGCUAGGGAAGAGCUUAAAGCUCGUUUUACACAGUCGUCAAAAAUCAAAUGGGUGUUAUUGUUUACUCGAUAUAUUCACGCAUCUACGCAAUUUGGUCCCCUUUACUAAUUUCCGUGUGAAUAGAUUAUACCAAUGAUCUUAAUAUGCUCAUCGAGUUGAUAUUGAUGGCAUUCUUGCCAUCGGGCAUUUUCGGAUUCGGAAAAACGAUUAUCGUAGGCGGAUUAUUUGAGGCGGAUGAUUUGACGGCAACUGCGUUCAGGCUCUCCAGCCAAGUGUUGAACAAUGAAAGGCACGGAAACCCCGAGCUGCCGAAUCAGUUUGUCGAGGCGCAGAUAAUCACCGUUAAUAAUGAUCCCUAUGACGUGUCAGAAUACGUCUGUGACUUGGCCAACACAGGAGUGGCAGCGAUUUUUGGUCCAAGUCAUAAAGUCACCGCCAGACACGUGCAGAGCAUGUGCGACUUGAUGGAGAUCCCUCAUAUAGAAGCGAGGUGGGAUUCUCGACAGAUACGGGGAAACGGACUGCUCAACAUGUAUCCGUAUUCUUAUACUUUGUCGGAGAUAUAUCUUCAACUUGCUAAGGAUUUUGACUGGCAGACAUUCACGAUACUCUACGAAAGCACCGAGAAUCUAAUCCGAAUGCACGAACUUUUGAAGAAAUACGAUCGCAGGGGAUACACAGUGACUGUAAGGCAGCUACCUGAAGGACCGGAUUACAGGGAAGUUUUGAGACAGAUUAAAAUGUCUGGAGACCCGAACAUAGUUCUCGAUUGUUCGAUAGAAAUACUGUCGGAAGUUUUGAAGCAGGCUCAACAAGUUGGCGUCAUGUCGGACAGGCACAGCUACAUUAUUGCGUCGUUGGACUUAUCAACCAUCGACCUUGAGCCCUACCAAUACGGUGGAACAAAUUUGACCGGGUUACGUUUAAUAGACCCCGAUGAUCCAGUGGUCAUCGACACCUUUCAGAAACACGCACUGGAAUGGGGUGUGGAUAGUCCUUCCCAGAUUACGGCAGAGGCAGCCCUAAUUUAUGACAGUGUGCAAGUUUUUGGAAGGGCCCUGAAACAGCUCGACGACGCCAUUGUGGCCGACACGAAGCCUUCCUUAUGUCAAAACAUCGAUAGCUGGGAGCACGGGUCCAGUUUGAUGAACAUCAUGAGAUCGAUCGAGUCCACGGGAAUGACUGGGCUGAUAAAGUUCGACUCUUCCGGAUACCGCAGCAACUUCAAACUGGACGUGGUAGGUCUGGACCUGAAAGGUCUGCACAAGAUCGGGACGUGGAACAAGACGCAAGGGAUUACUUACCUUCCGAAGCAGUCACCAUUUGAUGAAAUAGUUGAGCUGAGUCUCCGCAACAAGACGUUCCUUGUCCUCAUAGCCAUAACGCCGCCCUACGGAAUGCUGAAGGAAUCAGCGAAGGAGGAAGUCGGAAACAACAGGUACGAGGGUUUCGGUAUCGAUAUCAUCGAUCAGCUAUCCAAACUUUUGGGCUUCAAAUACAUCUUUGAGGUCCAAACUGAUAACGUUUAUGGUUCGAAGGAUACUGUUACUGGAGAAUGGAAUGGCAUGAUAAAGAAGAUCAUGGAAAAUAAGGCGGACCUUGCCAUCACUGACCUCACAAUCACGGCCGAUCGUCAAGAAGUCGCAGACUUCACGAUGCCGUUCAUGAACUUGGGGAUCAGCAUUCUAUUCAGGAAACCAACGCCCAUGGGAUCCAGCCUCUUUUCUUUCUUGAUGCCAUUCUCGAAUGAAGUUUGGAUGUACCUGCUAGGCACCUACCUCGUCGUCUCCUUGCUUUUCUUCGUCGCCGGUCGCUUGUGUCCGGCUGAAUGGAACAACCCUUAUCCCUGCAUCGAGGAACCUGAGGAACUGGAGAACCAGUUCAGUCUGAAGAACGCCUUCUGGUUCACUAUCGGUGCCAUCAUGCAGCAAGGAUCGGAAAUCGCUCCCAUAGGCCUUGCAACGCGCAUGAUGGCCGGUUUCUGGGGGAUAUUCAUCAUGGUCAUGGUCUCCUCUUACAUUGCUAACUUGACGGUGUUCUUAGUCAUUGAAUCGAAGCCACCGCUCUUCAAGACCGCCGAAGAAUUGCUCAACAAUCCACACGGCAUCAAAUUCGGAGCAAAAGUGAGUGGCUCUACCAUCGAUUUCUUCAAGGCCUCGACACAUCCCAUCUUCAAAGAAAUGACGAAUUACAUGACAAAGAAUCAGAAGGAAGUAAUGCCGUCAUCGAAUAAUGAAGGAGUACGAAAAGUCAUGAACGAGAAUUACGCCUUCUUCAUGGAGUCGUCAACGAUUAAUUACGAAACGGAAAGGAAGUGCAACAUCACCCAAGUCGGAGGUCUGCUUGACGCAAAAGGCUACGGCAUCGCCAUGAAGAAACAUUCACCGUACCGGAACGCCCUCAGUACCGGCAUAUUGAAACUCCAGGAAAUGGGGGUCCUUAAGGAAUUGGAGGAUAAAUGGUGGAAGCAUAAAAGAGGGGGCGGCGCGUGCGAGAAAACGAAGGGUGCAACCUCAGUCUCGAAACGCUUGGGUUUGGAGAACGUUGGAGGUGUUUUCAUCGUCCUGAUAACCGGUGUGGCUUUGUCUGGGAUCUACACGGUCUGCGAACUGCUUUGGGCGGUGGGCUGCACAUCGAUGAAGGAAAACGUUUCCUUCGUGGACGAGAUCAAGGAGGAGCUGAAGUUCGCGGUGAAGUUUGGCAUCUCGAGUAAACCGGUCAGAAGGAGGAAAACGAUUACGCCUUCCAAUCAGAGCAACGGAGAUGACAGCAAUGGAGUCAGCACUCCACCUUGCAGUUUGGUGCCACCGGUUAUCACCGUAGCUCCGGAGGACGAUCGAUUCCAUGUUUGAUGAUAACGGAAAAGGUAGAAGGCGAAACAUCUGCGGAGUUGCCACGAUAACUGCUGUACUUCUGCACCAUUCAAUGUUGCGUGUGAGUUGAUCUCUGGACUCAGGAAUGCAAUAUCGGCAGUUUAGCACACCUUCGAUAUUUCAUCUUCAAAGUGUUCCGCUUACACAGCAGUCGGACUCUUCGACGAAUUAUGAACGCUAAAUAAAGUGUAAAAUGAAUUUCAUUUCAACAAGGCACGCAUUUGCACAGUCCAAUAUCACGCGAGUUAGUCUUAAUUCUUCAAGAUACGUAAUAAAUUUUAGUUUACUGAUAAUUUAUUCCCUCAUAACUAUGAAUACCUUAGUAUAAUCGUACGCACUUAAGACAUGCGGAAAAUAAACGUUUUCCAGUCAGCGGUUAAUUUCACGUUAUAAAGAGCUGCGUCGACUGGAUGGAUGCUGAAUAUGG